CCCAUCUCAACAUCCCCGUUCCCUUUUCUUUAAUCCCGAUCAAUCUCUUUUUCUUUAAACCCAAAUCUCCCACCUUCCUUACCUCAAAACCCAUCUCUCUAAAUCCCACUUCACACCAAAGAUCAUGCAUAAUUUUGGAGAUGAACUCACUAUAGACACCUACAGAGUCCCCUGGCUUAUUUGGAUCCAGGUCAUAGUCAUGGUCCUCCUCCUCCUUCUACUCUACUGCUUCAGCUUAUUGGUCCUGGAUCUCCCAGAUGACAACAACAACAACAACAACAACACCAAGCCUUCAUCUUCCAGCUCUCGUUUGGUUUCAAGUCACAACUUCACCACCUCUGUUUCUGCAAACCGUUUGCAGAACACCCAGGUAGGAGAAAGUAUGAAAGGUGAAAUAGUACCGAGCACCAGUAGAGUAAUGAGGGCAGAGGACAUGGUAGAAAUGGAGGGCUCUGCAACACCCAACAUAUAUCUCCAUCCCUGCCAUUAUUUUAGACUUGCGAGGGUUGCAUUUCUCAAGUGUUUGGGUUUGGACCCGUGAAAAUGUAUCAACCCCACGGCGAGGGAUGAGAAAAAAAAGCUGAGAUGAUUUCCACGGCGUAGAGAUUUAGUUAUUUUCGGAUAAAAUGUUGCAAGAAGUCGAGCAGAGAUGUAUAUUGCCCCACGAACUUGACGCAAUGCUUGCCAACAAGUACUGGUACAGAGCGCUACAAACACAAACCAAUUGAAGGUUGUGACAGAACUCCGGAGCGUGUAGUAGGAGGCAUUACGGAUCCAACGCUUGUGACAUAUUACGGAUCCAACGCAUAUAAUGUUUGUAAAUGGUAUUUGAGUGAUAGUAGGACCAUUGGUUGCUACUCAAAUUUGACUGUACUAGAGAGUAGGGAUUGAUUUUGUUGCCAGCAUGAUUCUCUUUUCAUCAGACAGGAAAAAAAAAUGAUUUAGAAUGA
Argentina anserina (silverweed cinquefoil) is the source of this 950-nucleotide messenger RNA. RefSeq lists its product as uncharacterized. Lineage: Eukaryota; Viridiplantae; Streptophyta; Magnoliopsida; Rosales; Rosaceae. The record is from RefSeq and is a predicted model, not a curated record. Bases 125 to 541 code for a protein of 138 amino acids. The transcript is spliced from 2 exons.